Neoarthrinium moseri is the source of this 471-nucleotide messenger RNA. RefSeq lists its product as uncharacterized. The record is from RefSeq and is a predicted model, not a curated record. The coding region runs from base 1 to 471 and encodes 156 amino acids. NCBI's taxonomy places the organism in Eukaryota, Fungi, Ascomycota, Sordariomycetes, Amphisphaeriales, Apiosporaceae. The transcript has a single exon.
AUGGCCACCCCAGUCGCACUCUCAGCACUUAGUCCACGCGAGGCCGUCGCAGAUGCCCUGCACCGCUGCCUCCUCGGUAUCGACAGCAAUGACCGGGAACUGUUCGAGUCGGGAUGCUUGAAGGACGAGAGCAUGGCGCUUGUCAUUGGUCCGGCUACGGUGGAGGGCUGGACCGCCAUCAGCGAGUUCUUCCACAAGGUCUUCGUCCUGGUCACCACGCACAUCACCAGCAACGUCCGCGUGGAGCUGAAGGACGGCGCGGACACGGCGUCCCUGACCGCCCACGCCAUCGCGUACCAUUUCCGACCGGAGGAAGCGCUCAAGCCCGAGGACACGUCGUACACGGCGUCGGUCUUGUACUUCAUAGAUCUCGUCAAGCACAGCGGCGAUGGCUUGUGGAAGAUCAAGCGGUGGGAGAUCAAGAUCCUGUGGACUACGGGUGAUCGAGCGGUGGUCUACCCUGAAUCGUGA